AACAUUAGCUUGCGCUGAGCAAAGAACCGCGGUAAGUAUAGCUUAUAAGUAUUUGAUAUAUUAUAUUACGGUUUACACGAGCUGAUGGAGCGUGAGGUGAGCCGGUGAAGUGCAGUCACAACCGCGUGUGGGUCAAGAAAUCGACGUUUCUUUGUUUCAAAUAAGUACUUGCUUGAUCUGACGAGAUAAGGUAAAAUAAAACUGAACAAUGGAUAAUGAGAGACAAGCUAUUAUCAGAGCUUUAGCAGAGCCUAAAGUAGAAAUGACUCUAAAAGCUUGGUUUAAACGACCAAUGAAGUCAACUGAUGCUUCUAUUAAAGCAAGAGUAGAUGGGAACCAGUUAUUUAUUGCAAAAGGCCACAAUUCCGAGAUGCAUGAGAAUAUUUGGAAAUUUUAUUCAGAAAGUAUAGCCAAUGCUCCCAGUGCAUCUAACGAACUGGCUCUUGCAUAUGGAAACAGAUCAGCGUUACUUUUGCAUCUGCAAAAAUUUCAAGAAAGCAUCAGGGAUAUAGACAGGGCUCUGGCAAUUACUACCUCCAGCAAUUUAAAACAGAAACUGCUCAAGCGUAAAGCAACAUGUGUGACUGCUCUUGCUGAAGAUGAGACUGCUGAAGAUAUUGGUAACAAAACCAAAGUUCUUUCGCUAAAUAAAGAAGAGCUUAUGAAAAAUGUUUCUAAUAUUAUUCCUAAUAAUGACUUCAAUUUUAGUGAAAAAGUUGAAGAAGACAAAGCUAAAAUUCAAGAAAUAUUAGCCACAAAGAAAGCUGCGGAUCCAUAUGAUUCUGUUUCUAUUCAGCAUAAUGAAAAGUUUGGUAGACACUUGAUAGCCAAUCGUUACAUAAAACCAGGAGAAAUAAUUAUGGUCAUAAAACCUUACAUCAAGUGUCUAAAUCUAAAAAAUAUGCAUGCAUUCUGUGGACAUUGCUUAAAAACUUCAUGGGCUACCAUUCCAUGUGACUAUUGUAACUGGUGUAUGUUCUGUUCAGAGGAUUGUAAGCAAGAAGCUUGGCAACAAUAUCAUGAUAUUGAGUGCCCUGUGAUUCCAUACAUAAUGUUUGAUCAGUUGGGAGAUUACUGGAAGCAACUUGCAUUAAGAUCAACUGUUAUGGCGAUUAGAGAAGCUGGAGGAAUCCAAAAUCUCAAAGAAGAAUUAGAUCUAGUAGAUAAUUGUAACAGUAAGUUACACAAAGGUUUUCUGAAUGGAAAAUUUUAUAAUGAUCGCUUUCAGAGCAUUUAUAGUUUAUCUGAUCAUACUUCAGAAGAUGCUUUAAAGGUACACAUUGAUCAUGCUUUACUGAGUUUGAUUGUCCUAGCAAAAUCUACUACAUUAUUUGGGAGAAAUAUGAAGUUUAUGAAAAGUAAAGAUCUUUUGUCCAAUAAAGAUGUAAUAUUUAUUGGUUCACUAUUGUUGAAGUUCUUGAAAAUAAGUGAUAUUAAUACACAUUCAGUAAUGGAAGGAAGUUCCUUAUGCAGAUUCUCUAAAAAUUUGAAUCAGUGUCUUGAAGAUCGCUGUUGUGCAAGAGGUGCUUGCAUUGCUCCCAUACCUAGUAUGUUAAAUCAUAGUUGUGAUCCAAAUAUCAGAAAAUGCUUCACAGAGGAUAUGCACCUGAUUAUAUAUGCCCUUCAACCUAUCAAAAAGAACACUCAACUUUUUGAUUCUUACUUAGGAUGUUAUUUUCAAACUCCUAUGUCACAAAGACAAUUGGCAAUGAAAGAAUUUAACUUCACUUGCAAUUGUACUCCUUGCAGAAAAAAGUGGUCAGCAAUUUUAAUAGAUAAAACGAAAACUAUUGUCAAGAAGGAAAAUGAAGAUUUUGAACAAAAAUUAUUUGAUAAAUUACGACCAUUAUUUCAAUCGACUAAAAAUUUAGAUGCACAUUACUGUCUAAGUACUUUAGAUUAUUUGUCAGGAAAUAUUGAAAAAGCUACUUCAAGCUUGAUCCCACCGUCAUAUGUCACAGCUCUACUGAUAUCUACUUUGUGGACAGUUUUUGAUUAUAUUUAUGGCAUGAAAUUGCAGCCAGUGUACCAUUUGCAAGUUUGCUGUACGAAUAUUGUUUUUGUGGUUUUCUAUUUGUCCAAUAAGACGUAUCACUCUGAGAAAGUACAUGUUCUGUGCUUAUUGCAACUUGUUUACAUUUUAGCAUAUGUGUUUCUUGAUUACACAAUUCACUAGCAUAUUUUCUUUUCACAGGCUUAUUCACUUUAAUAUUGUCUUUCCUCAAAAUAGCUGUUGAUGAAUUAAAAAGUCUGAUUCCUUUGAUAUUUUCAGGACAAUUCUUAUUUUCACUUGAUAUUUUACUU
Messenger RNA from Nasonia vitripennis (jewel wasp), 2304 nucleotides. RefSeq names its product SET and MYND domain-containing protein 4. The transcript is spliced from 8 exons. Bases 209 to 2176 code for a protein of 655 amino acids. Gene Ontology annotation, molecular function: protein binding. Lineage: Eukaryota; Metazoa; Arthropoda; Insecta; Hymenoptera; Pteromalidae. The record is from RefSeq and is a predicted model, not a curated record.